UUUUUGCUACAUUUUAAUAGGAGCUGAAAUGAGUUCAAUACCUUUACUUUUGUACGGGAUUUUGGUGGUUGAAGGGCUGAUACUUCUGCCAGCCAUCUCCGGUAUGCCAACUUCUACACAGGCUUUUCUUUCCCAAGAAAAUCGCCUCUUAGAAUCAGAGAACCCUGCUAUAAUCGUCCUCUUUAUUAACAAAGACCAAAACUUGCUCGUUGAGCAAUGAGAUAUACAAGAAGGGCAAAGCCAGAACGAAUCCAAUCUGUUGAGCAUCAAAUUAAAAGAAAAUAUACCAUGAGAAAUGAAUCUACAAGAGAAAUUCAUGAGGAUACAAGAAAUAAAUCUUGAAAAUGAUGACGUCAAGAAGAAAACACUAGAUAUUUAUUCUAUGAAACAUGAUGGGAAACUGAAAUUAUUGCAGAGAGAUAAUUCUUCAGAACACAAUAUAAGAAUCGAAGACUCGAAAAGAAUUUACCUCUACUCAUCUUUAAAUGAGAAGAUUAAUAUCAAACUAACCAAAAAGGAUAGAAUUAUACGGUCACUUCAAGAAGAAAAGGAUGAACACAACAAUUUACUCAUACGAAUAAUCUUCAUUCUCCUAAAAUUCUAUUUCAUAGCAGGGAUCCUGAUGCUGGUUGUAUGGAUCUUCAUGACAUGAAUCAGGUUCAAUCAAAGACUUGUCCAAUGGAGGGUUGCUAAGUUCAAUUCCGAACAGUUAAAAAUAUCUAGCAUAUCCAAACACCUAUACCACGACUCCUCCACAAUAAUCUCUCAUGGCGAAGAAUCAAAAGUUUCUGACUCAGACCAAAGCUCUAACCACAAGAGAGAAAGUACAGGUAGACCUCUGGAACAAGACUCUUGUCCUGACUCUUCAGCCAGUGAAGUACCUUCACAACCCACGCUUAGUAAUCCAGGCUUAGGGCUAGCAAAGAACAUAAUUAUGAGUGCUUUCAAAGAAAAGACCAUUACACUUCAAGAGCGAACACCCAACGAGCCAUAAUAUUAGCAUC
Molecule: messenger RNA, 1004 nt
Organism: Moneuplotes crassus
Lineage: Eukaryota; Ciliophora; Spirotrichea; Euplotida; Euplotidae
Source: the annotation of a GenBank genome assembly